AUGCUGCUUGCCGAGGGCAGCCAGGGUUCAGGCAAAACCGUCGCUGGCAACCGCUGGCUCCAGGGCCGGAAGACCUUCAGUGGUGUUCGAGGAUCACAGGAGAUGUGUGGACCAGGUGAUUCAAGCGGCACCUACCUCAUCAGAAUCUUCAUAGAGCAAGGAGUCCGUCAUCAGGUUGGAGUUGCCAGCCGCGCAUGCUGCGAUCAAUCGACGCAGUCAGGGAAUGGUACACAACUGCGGAAGAACUUCGCUGCUCUCGCUUCGGCGCCCCGGGGCUGGGAGGCCCAGAGAGGGGCUGCGACACCGGCGGAGGAGCCUGGAGUGAGUUGGUUUGACGGUUCCUGGGAUGGGCCGCGAGCAGUGACAAUGGUAGUCUCUUGCCUGAAGCGCUCCUUCACCCUGGGCCUGGAUGGCGGCGAUGACUUCCUGGGGGAGAUGCUCUGGCCAGACACCUGGGGUGGUGUCUAUACCUUCGUCGGUGGAAUCGAUGGGGACCACAUCUACCGAGUCGAGUGGGCUGCUGCAGCAUCUUGGUCGCUGUUCGUUUCGUGA
Molecule: messenger RNA, 552 nt
Organism: Symbiodinium necroappetens
Lineage: Eukaryota; Dinophyceae; Suessiales; Symbiodiniaceae
Source: the annotation of a GenBank genome assembly